AUGCACCAGACGGAUGCGCGAAACCUAGCGCUAAACCUGAAGUGUGGCUUCGAAUAUCUGACAAAGCUUUUCAUUGGCGUGGGCUACGCUGAUGAUACUGCCAUGUUCGAAACCACCGGUGAAAGCCUUGGCUCUUGGGCGAAAAUGGCCUGUACAACUGAAGGGCUUCGCCUGAACGAACUUGGCGCCGUGAAUCGUUUCGGCCAGACUCGGUGCCUCUUUGGCCUUACCCAAAAAUGGCCUCAUGCAAGAACGAGCGUGACGUUGGUUCGAUCAGAAUAG
Molecule: messenger RNA, 282 nt
Organism: Soboliphyme baturini
Lineage: Eukaryota; Metazoa; Nematoda; Enoplea; Dioctophymatida; Soboliphymatidae
Source: the annotation of a GenBank genome assembly